Messenger RNA from Acromyrmex echinatior (Panamanian leafcutter ant), 922 nucleotides. RefSeq lists its product as uncharacterized. The record is from RefSeq and is a predicted model, not a curated record. NCBI's taxonomy places the organism in Eukaryota, Metazoa, Arthropoda, Insecta, Hymenoptera, Formicidae.
CAACCGUUGCGAUGGCAUUAACGCCAGUGGAUAGCACGUCCGUUAUUCGGUCUGCUAGUUGCGAUAGCUCUUCGAGUUCGUGCUUGCUAGACGCUAGUAUAGCUUGCACUUGUUGUGGUAAGCGCUGUAGCCAUAAGGAUUUGAGCACCUCUUCUGAUGCGCCAUCUUGCGCGAGAUCUCGCAUCCGACGAAACAAUUGCGACGGGCGGCGAUCACCUAGGUCAAUCUCGUUUAAUAAUCUAUGCAGUUUCUUUUCGGCGCUAUCCGCGAAGCUUCAUACUAUCUUUGAGCGCGACGUACCUAUCCAUCGCGGGCGGAUUGAGUAUGAUAUCGCUAACUUCGGACAAAGAGUCGUCGUCAAGGCAUUGUAUCACAUAAUUAUAUCUUGUGUUGUCUACAGUUAUGCCUGCGGUGAGGAAUUGAGCUUCCAUUUGUACGAACCAGAAGUCUGGCUUCGUUUUCCAAAACGGCAUGGAUCUAAUUCCGACUCGCGAAAGCGCAGCGAUUGGAAUUUGUGUACGUGCGACAUACAGCUUUGCUUAUGUUUUUUGAUUUUAUUAACGAGGUGAUUGUUAAGUUUGUGCUCUGGAAACUUCUAAAAACGCUUGGAAUCCUUCUAGAAGCUUCCAAUCCGCGUGUCGCGGACGUACACCGAACCUGCAAAAACUGUCUGUUUCGACUGUAUCUCGAACAAUUGCCAUUGGUAAAAUACCAUUGAAAGCAUCACUGAAUCGUAUAAAUGAGUAGCUUUUAAUGAGUAGCGAAUGAUAUUCCUAUUGACAAUAAUCCAAUGGCAAAAUAUUAUACCACUGAUCGAAUGAUAUUCCUAUUGAUGUGUAUCCAAUAGUAACUAAUAUACCAUUAGUCGAAUGAUAUUCCCACUACAUCCAAUGAUAAAGUAUUUUACCACUGACCGAAGGAU